Molecule: messenger RNA, 4224 nt
Organism: Cladocopium goreaui
Lineage: Eukaryota; Dinophyceae; Suessiales; Symbiodiniaceae
Source: the annotation of a GenBank genome assembly
UGGCAUCCCGCCAGACCAGAGGCAGAAUAUCACCAUUGAUGGGGUGUCCAUGCCGUUGGGUAUUGCCGCUGGAAGUUGGGACUCAUCGACGGUGGUGUCUGAUAUCUAUCAAAUCUUGGUGUCCGAGGUGCUGGGAUACCAUGCUCGAACCCAGGAAGUGAGCAGCAGCUUGUAUGCACUGCUGGCGGUGUCUGGGUGUUCGGGGCAAGACUUGGCUUUGUGUACUUCGCCUCGAACGGCGCAUAUUACACUUGAAGCCUGGCAAACUCUCGUUCAAGAUCCAGGUUGGAUAGCUUUCUCUCAGCUACUGGGUGAGGCCAGCGCGUCCGUCCUUGCACCUAUCGGCUAUGAGGGCUAUGAUGGCUUGCACGUACUUGGAAGAGCCAACAGAAAGAGUCAAGAGGCAGUAGGUCUGCAUUUGACGUUCUAUGGCAACUACAACUCUUCCUGGUUCCACCCCGAGAACUAUGCAGCCAAGAUCUCAGACGUGGAUCUCAACAAGUUGCAGAAUUGCACCUCUAUAGAUGAAGGAUACCCGACUGCUGCUCGAUUAUACCUAGAGGCCACAGGUGACGUUGAUGGCGUUGAAGACAGAAACGGGCAGACAGGAUACAAAUGUUGGUUGGAUCAAAAGUGGUGGCUGGCUCCUGCUUGCCGUGCAGAUCCAGCAAAUUGCAUAUCAAUCCUGACUGCAGGUAAAGCCUGGGGUUUUGCAGGCAUCUCACAGAAAGCCAACUUUUUCAACAUGAAUGUUGGAAUAGCAGUGGCUUCUUCCGUGGGGAACUGGGUGGCCAUCAACACCGAGCUUCAGUCCCUGCUCUAUGCCUGGUCCCCCGAUUCCACCUUUGUGGCAUACCAGCAACUUGCAGUCCAGUUCCCGGAGCGCAAUGAUGCAGAGGUUUUGCAGGGCAUCUAUCGGAGCAUGCUUGCGAGACAACCUCUGUUCAAGUGUGUUGCACCAGGUUUGGAAGUGGCGGCCAGUCGAGCUCUUGGUUUGGCAGAGAACUUCAUUUUCGGCUCCAAGGACAUCGAGGCGUUGCUGAUUCAGUUGGUGAGUGCAGAUACCAAGGAUUCAUGGCAGACAGCUUGUGAGUGGGUGAAAUCCAACAAUGAAACCUGGGAGGUCUGGGUGCCAGACAAGACCACCUGUGCCGUUGGGAAAGGCCUGGUGGAUUUGCAGGACAACUUUGUGACAUCAAAGUCUGAAGCAGUGGAUUGCAAGAUGUGCAGCCCAGGAAGGGUUUCGGUGAAGUUUGAGAAUACCCGAGUGUGCUCUCCUUGUGCAUCGGGUUCCUUCCAAAACGCUUUCGGAGCUUCAGACUGCAAAUUGUGUGAAGCUGGCACCAUUGCAGCAAAUUCGGGGUCAAGAGAGUGUGACAAGUGCAGCCUGGGGCUGUAUGCCAAUGACACCGGCAUGAGCUUUUGCUACCAGUGUGGUGUGGAAAUUGGUGAUGAAGCAGAACUGUGGACCACCAACGAAUUUGUUGCUGGUAAAAUUAUCGAGUUGCAGGGAGCAAAAUCCAUUUCCAAAUGCUUCUGCAAGGAGGGAUGGUUUUUGUGGCAAGGACGGUGCCAGCAGUGUGGGGAUGGCCUUGACUGCCCGGGCAUGAAUCGCCUCACGCUCAAACGGGGAUAUUUCUCAAAGUCCCAUGCGCCCAGUGACGUCUUUCGCUGCUUUCAUGAAGACUAUUGUCCUGGUGGUCCUGGCGGUACUUGUGCUGCAGGCCGCGACAACCAGAGCAUUGCUUGCAACGAUUGCCAGGAUGGGAUGCGAGAUUCGGGUGAUGGUACUUGUGAAGAUUGCGGCGGUGGUGACUAUGCAUUUUUCAUCACCGUUUGUCUCAGUAUCCCUUUUGCGUUAACCUGUUUGUACAUCGGGCUCAAGAAGGAGACUCAAGGACAGUCCAGUUCCAGCUCCCUGAUGAUGGUGUGCAGCCUUCAACUGCUCCUGGUCACUGUCCAGAUGCUUUCAGUGAUGCGGCGCUUUGACAUCAAUUGGAGGGAACCCUUUGCCAGCGUCUUGGUGUACCUGGAAUUCUUGAGUUUCGAUCUAGAGAUGCUGAGUGUGAGUUGUGUGACGAGCAUGAGUCCUGUGGCGAUUUUCGGAGUGAGGAGUCUUGUGAUCCCUGUGAUGAUGUUCGCCAUUCUGGUGGUGCAUCUGUGCUUCCUUUUAUGCACGCGCUCGAAGACCUUCCAAAGCAACAAUUUGUGGAGAACCAUGGGGACGACCUUCUUAGUCUUCUUCAUCAUCCUAUUCUCCAUGCUGCUGGCGCCCUUCCAAUGCUAUGGCCAUCCCAAUGGGACCUCCACCCUAAAACGCUAUGCAACCGUAUAUUGUGAUGGAGAGGGCCAACACCUUGAGAUGUUCAUCAUUGGAGGUUUUGCGUGCUUGAUGCCCGUGCUGUUCUUGGCUAUUUGUACAUGGGUGGUGUUGGUGCAGCUUCCCGCCCGCUUGGCCAGGUCAGACGCAAGAUUUUUGGAGAGCUGCUCCUUCCUGAUCCGACGUUUCCGACCUGGUGCUGAGAUUGCUUCAGUGCUUUUCCUCGUGAGAAAUGCUUUGGUGGUGCUGUGCCCCUUAGCCACUUCCACACCCGGCCAGCUGGCGAUGAUGAACCUGACUUUUUAUGUGAACUUCUUUGGCGUCGCCUUUUUCAAACCAUGGCGAGUCAUGGCGUGCAAUCUGCUGGACUGCAUGCUGCUGUUUGGGAUGAUGGUGAUACUUGACGUGGGCUCCGUCUCAGUGGCGAACGACAGCCCAAUCGCCAGCAUGGUCAUGGUCAUGGUCUUUGUGGUCAUCAUGCUGUUGUCAAUCCUGCUGACCUUGCUGAAUGGUGGCUAUCAAUAUUUUCAGCAGAAAUAUCGGAAGCAGUUUCGCUUCUUCACGUGCCAUCAGAAGAACGCAGCUGGGUCCAUGGCAAGGUUCCUGAAGAUGGAAUUGGAACUACGCAACCCUGGCACCAAGACCUUUAUCGACUGUGAUGAUCUUACAGAUCUCACAAGGCUCUUCAGCUAUGUUGGACAGGACACGGAAACCUUCCUCAUCCUUGGCAGUCCAGCAAUACUGACGCGCAAAUGGUGCGUGGGUGAGAUGGUGACAGCGCAUCGGAAUAACGUGAAGACUUUGCUGCUUUCUUGGCCAACAUUCCUGAAGCCAGAUGAGAAGUUCAUUGAGGACUUCCCGACCCUCGUCCCAGAUUACGGAGAGCUCGCCAGUCAUGGCAUUGGCCUGUCAGAUGUGGCGAAAGCUUUCAGGUGGCUGCAGCAGGUUGAAAGUCACAGUUUGCCGGAGAAAUUCACGCCGAGCUCGGCUCUUCCGCUGGUGGGUGUGGUGUGUGGCCGGUCAAGCGGACAACGUCUGCCAGAUAGAUCGAAAUCGACAUCGACGUUUUAUUCCACGGAUUGCCCAGUGUUAGCAGACCCUGAAGACACAGAGGCCGUGGCCACGGCCAUGGUGCUGUCUUCAAUGUUGAAACCCAAACUGCUUGGUACCAAUUUGCCACUUCCCUCGGUCUUGGAGGAGGGCAAACAUUUGCCCGACGGAGCCCAGAUGGCAUUGAUGAUUUGCAGCUCCAACUGCUGGAAGUCAGCCCAAGUGGAGCGCUGGUUGUUGCAGACUAGCCAACUACCUUCCUGCGGACUGAUUCCAGUGAUUGCUGAAGACAACUUCUUGGUACCAUCACCAAGCUUGUAUGAAGAGCUGCGUUCAACUUCUUUGCUUGAUCAGCACGAAUUCCAGCGCUACUGUAUUGUCAUCAAGGCUCUCUUCCAAGAGAUUGCGGUAGUGUUCGUGCCACAGAACUAUUCUUCCACCCAUGAAGAUUUACUGCUUCGAGCCAAUCAAGCAGCUUCGAGACUUCAAGCCACCUUGACACCAUUGGCUGAGAAAGUGAAAGCCAUUGAGGCUAGGGAUGGCGACAAACACAUCGCAGAAAUUGACAAAGAAGUCGAUCCUAAGGAGGACAACUGGAAGGAGGACCCUUUGUGCGGAGAAGCGCUGUAAUGGUUUCUUCUGAGGCGAUUGAGGCGGACAUGGCCAACUCAGAGAGUCCAAUACAGUAACACAUCAUAACACAUCUUCCGACUUUCUUCUGCCCUUGCUGCAAGCCAAAGGCUUGCGAUUAUGCUAGUUGUGCACGCACACAAUCUACAAUGUGGAACAUUGUGCUGCAACCCUGACGUUUGCCACGACCGAUCCUGCAUAUCCUUUGGCGUGCUCAAAUCCCU